AUGUCGGGUACAGGUCCUCGCGAAAAUGUCUUCGCAACACGGAUGGCUCUCACGAACAUGAAGCUCCGACUGAAGGGAGCAGAAACUGGACACUCCCUCCUUGCGAAGAAGCGCGAUGCGCUUACGACGAGAUUCCGGGCAAUCUUGAGGAAAGUCGACGAAGCCAAACGAAAGAUGGGGCGCGUCAUGCAACUCGCAUCCUUCUCCAUGGCAGAGGUCACCUACACCACAGGGGAUAUCUCGUAUCUAGUUCAAGAACAGGCAAAACUAGCCACAUUCCGCGUGAAGGCGACGCAGGAGAAUGUCUCUGGCGUCUUGCUUCCCGCGUUUGAAGUCGAUCGUACUCCUGGUUCAGACUUUAAUCUCACGGGUCUGGGCCGCGGCGGACAACAAGUCCAGCGAGCCAAAGAAGUUUACGCAAAGGCUCUUGAGACGCUCGUCGAACUCGCAUCCUUACAGACCGCCUUCACUAUCCUCGAUGAGGUCAUCCGAGCUACGAAUCGACGAGUGAAUGCUAUAGAACAUGUAAUCAUUCCGCGAUUGGACAACACGAUCAAAUACAUCAUAAGUGAACUGGACGAAAUGGAUCGUGAAGAAUUCUUCAGGCAAGUUUAUUUGCGUGACGGUUGCAUGAACUUUACAAGGCAAGAAAAAGAGGGACGCUGCCAUCGCUGCCGAGAAGAAAGCUAA
Molecule: messenger RNA, 690 nt
Organism: Pisolithus orientalis
Lineage: Eukaryota; Fungi; Basidiomycota; Agaricomycetes; Boletales; Pisolithaceae
Product: vacuolar ATP synthase subunit D
Exons: 4
Coding region: 1-690 (229 amino acids)
Biological process (GO): vacuolar acidification
Cellular component (GO): fungal-type vacuole membrane; vacuolar proton-transporting V-type ATPase complex
Molecular function (GO): proton-transporting ATPase activity, rotational mechanism
Source: RefSeq, a predicted model, not a curated record